Molecule: messenger RNA, 2897 nt
Organism: Diceros bicornis minor
Lineage: Eukaryota; Metazoa; Chordata; Mammalia; Perissodactyla; Rhinocerotidae
Gene: KLHL33
Product: kelch like family member 33
Exons: 4
Coding region: 75-2462 (795 amino acids)
Molecular function (GO): protein binding
Source: RefSeq, a predicted model, not a curated record
GGGGUUCCUCGGGCCUCCAGGUCCAGCUCUGCCCACCCCGCUCUUUCCUCUGCUCACCUGCAGCAACCUGGGCCAUGAGCGUCUCGGACUCCGCACAUCGUCCCUCGGACCCGGCGCGCGUCUCUCUUCCGGUCCAGACAGACGGCCUUGACCUCCCUUCGCCCGCCGCAAGAACCCCCUCCUGGCCUCCGUCCCCGGACGAGGAUACCGGUUUGCCCUCCUUUCCUCUGGAAGAGCCUGGCUCCAGUCCCAUGGCCGCAGGGAACCUUCCCUUUCCAGCCUUAUCCCUGGAAGAAGAGGAUGAGGACGAAGAAGACGCGGAGGAGCCCGAGGGGCUGUGCAGCGACGAACAUCCGAGUCAGUUUUUCGCGGAGGCACAGCGGCUGCGGGAGCAGAGGUUGUUGCUGGACGAAGAGGUGUCAGUCGGGGGGCGAAUAUAUGGGGUGCAUCGGGUGAUUUUGGCCGCAGUUAGCAGCCUCUUCCGAGACAGGCUGCUGGGCAGCGGGGGUCCGCGACCCCCCUUUAGCCUCGAUGUGGACCCCGGGGCCUGGGAGGCCGUGCUGACCUUUGCCUAUGAGGGGGUGCUGGGCCCCGCCCCGCUGGGGGAUGUGCUGGUCGCGGCCGAGGCCCUGGGAGCGCCCCGGGUGAAGGCCGCCGCCCAGAGGAGACACCAGGGGGCUGGAAACGCCCGGAAAGAUGAAAAGCAGCCCAGCCAGGCAGAGGAGCUGAGGGAGAACCUGCGCAGCAUCGAGCUCCUAUACCAAGAGGGCGCCGGGUGUGACCUGGAGCUGGAGGCAGGCGGCUGCCGGCUGCGGGUGCACCGAGCAGCCCUGGCCUGUGGCAGCGAGUUCUUUGGGGCCAUGCUCUUGAGCGGGAUGAGGGAAUCCCAGGGCACAGAGGUGUCUCUGCACACCAUCUCUGCCCAGGACCUGCGACUCCUUGUCUCUUUUGCCUACUCCGGGGUUGUGCGGGGAACGUGGCCAGGACUGCUGAGAGCUGCCCAGGCUGCUCUACAAUACCAGAGCUCUUCCUGCUUGGCCCUGUGCCAGAGAGCCUUGGCACGGGGCCUCAGCCCUGCCCGGUGCCUGGCCCUGUUCCCCAUGGCUGAAACCCCUGGGUUGGAGAGGCUCUGGAGCAAAGCCCAUCACUACCUCCUCACCCACAUGCCCGCUGUGGCUUUGUGCCCCAGUUUCCCUUCUUUACCGGCUGCCUGCCUGGCUGAGCUCCUGGAUAGCGACGAGCUGCACGUGCAGGAGGAGUUCGAGGCCUUUGUGGCUGCACGGUGUUGGCUAGCUGCCAACCCUGAGACCCAGGAGUCAGAAGCCAAGGCCCUACUUCGAUGUGUCCGCUUUGGCCGUAUGUCCACCAGGGAGCUGCGGAGGGUACGGGCAGCCGGGCUGCCUCCACCCCUACCCCCGGACUUGCUGCAUCAGCUGAUGGUGGAGGCUGAGGUUCCGGGUCAAGAGAGGCGGAGGGAGCCUGACCAGGCACUGGUAGUGAUUGGUGGGGAUGAGAUGAGAUCAGACAUGGCCAUGACACAGCCAUCCCGAGGAGUGUGGUGGGCCCGGGCCUUCCGCUGCGGCGUGGGACUGGUUCGAACUGUGGAGUGGGGCUGGCUGCCUGCCCUGCCUGCCCCAGGGCGCUUCCGGCAUGGGGCUGCGAGCCUGGCGGGAAGUGAACUCUACGUGUGUGGGGGACAGGAUUUCUGCAGCCGUACCAACACCCUGGCUUCAACUCUCAGGUGGGACCCCAGUCAAGAGGACUGGGAGGAGAUGUCACCUCUGUGCCAGGCUCGGAGCUUGUUUCCCCUGGUGGCACUGGAUGGACUACUUUAUGCCCUGGGUGGACGAGACAAUGGUGUUGCCCUCAACUCUGUGGAGACCUAUAACCCUGAGCUCGAUGUGUGGAGGCUAGCACCUGCACUUCCUGCACCAUGCUUCGCUCACGCAGCUGCUGUUUUGGAGGGCCGAUUGUUCGUGAGCGGUGGCUGCAGCGGGACUGGCCAAUACCUGGCCUCAUUGCUGCACUAUGACCCCAAACUUGAGAAGCCGGGGACAUUUCUGAGCCCAAUGGGGGUACCUCGGGCUGGCCAUGUCAUGGCUGCUCUGGGAGGGCGGUUGUAUGUAGCAGGUGGGCUAGGUGAGACCGGAGACCUGCUGAGCUUUGAGGCCUAUGAACUAAGGACUGAUAGCUGGUCUCACCUGGCCCCCCUGCCCUCCCCCCAUGUGGGGGCUGCAGGUGCCGUGCUGCAGGGGGAGCUACUGGUGCUGGGGGGCUACAGCCACCGUACUUAUGCCCUCUCCCACCUUAUUCAUGCUUACUGUCCUGGCCUGGGCCGAUGGCUCUGCCUGGGAACUCUGCCAAGACCUCGGGCUGAGAUGCCUGCCUGCAUCCUGACACUGCCCACUGUGCAGCACAUAGCUUUGGUUCCCACGCGGCACCAAACCAAACCUGCAGGGUGAGGGGGGAGUGGCAGUGGAUGAGGGGAGGAAAGGAUGAGAAACAUCAUGAGAGAAGGACAGAGUUAUGGGAGGAGGAAGAGAAGGCUUUAUUCAUAAUAGCAUUUUAUUCUAGCACAGUGCUUUACAACUCGUAAACUGCCUUUCUAUAUGAUCUUCAUUGAGGAAAAGGUGGCUGCAGAAUUCCUGGGGAAAGGGCAUGGGCUGGAGGAGGAUGCGGCUGAUUACUUAGGCAAGGAGAGGAGACCCAGGAGCAGCUCUGCGACGUUUAGGGAACCUGGCAUGACUCUUGGUGGGGAAGGUACAUCUGGCUGGAAAGACAGUCAAGAAGCUCCAGUAGCCAAGGUGUAGGGGCCAUGAGAGGAUAGUCAGAAAAAUGAUGAUUCUGACCCAUGGAUCAAGGAGAAAAAUGUGGAAAGGCCAUCCAGGAAAGAGUUU